GCCAGGAGCGGAGGUGGCUGGUGGGUGCUUGGGUCCACUGAAGCGUGACACCUCCGGCCCUGUUGAACGGGUGGCCCAGGGACUGGAGCCGCACCUGAGGGCUCUUGCUCCCCCUUUCACCCUACGCCUCGCUGUGCUUCGGUCCCAGCGCCAUCCCUCCCCGCGAGGGCCCGUCUGGGUGUCCACGCUGGACUGCCCGUGUCCCUUUUGCCGGGGUGCACAGGCCGGCGGCCAUGGCCGAUGAGAAGACCUUCCGCAUCGGCUUCAUCGUGCUAGGGCUUUUCCUGCUGGCCCUCGGCACGUUCCUCAUGAGCCACGAUCGGCCCCAGGUCUACGGCACCUUCUAUGCCAUGGGCAGCGUCAUGGUGAUCGGGGGUGUCAUCUGGAGCAUGUGCCAGUGCUACCCCAAGGUCGCCUUCGUGCCCGCUGACUCUGACUUCCAGGGUGUCCUGUCCCCGAAGGCCCUGGGCCUGCUGGAGAACGGGCUUGCUGCAGACGUGAGGAGCCCCCAGCCCCCCUACGUCAGGCUGUGGGAGGAAGCGGCCUACGACCAGAGCCUGCCCGACUUCAGCCACAUCCAGAUGAAGUUCAUGAGCUACAGUGAGGACCCCCGCCCGCUUCUGGGCCCCAAGCUGGGAACCAGUGGCGGGGAAGGUGGUGCUCGGGACGUUCAGGCCUGGGCGGAGGCUGCUGUCGUCGUCCACAGGGGCUCGGAGGAGAAUGAGGGGGAGAGAGAACCGACCCAGAGCAGGCCCGGCCCCCCAGCCUGUCCCCAGGGCCCUGCACCCUUGGCCUCCUUCCAAGAUGACCUGGACGUGGGCUCCAGCGAAGACAGCAGCCCCAACCCAUCUCCGCCCCACCCCCCACCACAGGAGCCCCGGGCCUGCUGGUGCCCGCUGGACCGCUACAGCGACUUUGCCCUGAUCGACGCCAACAUGGCGGAGGAUGUGCCCCAAAGAGGGCAGCAGCAGGAGGUGGCCCUGCCCAACAACUGGCAGAGGUCCCCAGGGACAAAGGAGGAGGAGGAGUCUUCAGACCCAGGCACGGAGGAGCCUGAGGAGGAGGAGGAAGACUUGUACUAUGGGCUGCCAGACAGCCCUGGGGACCCCCUCCCAGAUAAGGAACUCGGCUUUGAGCCCAAUGCCCAGGGCUGAGAUGGAACUGGAACCACUGCUAACCCCAUGUGACCUCAUAGGCCUCAGUUUCCCUAUCUGCAAAAUGGGAGCACAUAGAGGUUCAAAUGAGACAAUGGACCUGAGAGCAUUUUGAGAACUGUAAAGAAAUGCACAGGGACCAGAGGUGGCUCACACCAGUAAUCCCAGCACUUUGGGAGGCCGAGGGGGGAGGAUCUCUUCA
Messenger RNA from Microcebus murinus (gray mouse lemur), 1356 nucleotides. It is a transcript of the gene BSND, whose product is annotated as barttin CLCNK type accessory subunit beta. Gene Ontology annotation, biological process: chloride transport. Gene Ontology annotation, molecular function: chloride channel regulator activity. The record is from RefSeq and is a predicted model, not a curated record. Lineage: Eukaryota; Metazoa; Chordata; Mammalia; Primates; Cheirogaleidae. Gene Ontology annotation, cellular component: basolateral plasma membrane.